GUGGGCAAACAAUACAACAAAAAUGAAUCCAAUUUCAUUAUAUUUUACUAGCAAAAAUUAUCAACAAAAUACACCGGAAAGAGAACGAUAUCGAUUGUAUAACAAUCAAAAUCAAUCAAUUCAAAAUUAUAAUUCAAUUAGACAAAAACUUUUACAACAAAAUUUCAGUGAUCAAAUUGAAAAUGUUCGGUUAAUAUCAUUGUAUCGUUAUCAUACAUUUGAUCAUAUGGAAAUUACCGAUGAUAAUAAUCAACAACAGCAACUACAACAACAAUCAUCAUUGAAUCAAAUCAAUCAACAACGUAACCACCGAUCACCGUUAUCAAUAUCAACAUUAUCACACAAUCAUCAUCAUCAUCAUCAUUCGAAUAAUAUUCCUAUAGAAUCAUCGAAAAUUUUUCCCUUUAAUCUAAUACGUAAUGUAUUCUACAUGUCGUCGACAAUACCGAAAAAGAGAAAAUUUUUAUCCGCAAUUACAUUGCUUAUAUUGGUUUCAAUAUUUUGUCUAAUAUCCAGUUCAUUAGUUAAUGUAUUGAUCUCAUCAUCAUCACCAUCAUCAACGUCUUCAUCAUCAUCCAUAUUACAGCAAUCAUCAUCAUCAUUAUUUCCAUAUCUAGCUAAAGCCAAUGAUAAUAAUAAUAAUGAAUUGGCCAAUAAUAUUGACAACCGGCUACAAUCAUCAUCAUCAUAUUUACAGCCAAUUGAAUUGGAUGAAAUAUUUCGUGAUGAAUUAUCGGCCAAUUUAUUCAAUGGUUCAUGGAUUUCUAACAAUGAAAUUGCAUUUUAUGAUGUUGAAUAUAAUUUUUGUUUAUAUGAUGUUGAUCAACAGAUAACAAAACGAUUUAUACAUUUUAUACAAGUGUUGACGAAAAAUCUUCGUGGACUACAACUAUCCAAAGAUAAACAGUAUUUAUUAUGGUCGAAAACUGAACCAACCGAAUUAUUUCGUUAUUCAAAAUUUUCUCGAUUAAAAAUCUAUGAUAUACACAAUGAUUCGAUUAUAAAUUUAUUUGAUGAUCCAUUAUUUGUUGAUAUACAUUUUCAAUGGGCUGAAUGGGGUCCAAAAAAUUCUCAAUUAAUUUUUAUUUAUAAUAAUAAUAUCUAUUAUCGUCAUACAGCACGUUCAGAUACUAUACGAUUAACUGUAACCGGUGUUGAUGGUAUUAUAUUCAAUGGUCAUUGUGAUUGGCUUUAUGAAGAAGAGAUUUUAAAUCAAGCUAAAGCAUUUUGGUUUUCACCAAAUGGUGAUUAUCUUGCAUAUCUACAGAUUAACGAUACAUUAGUUGAUAUGGUUGUAUUCAAAAAUUUUGGUGAUUAUUCGAAUGUAACAACCAAUCAAUAUCCACACCUACGAACAAUAAGAUAUCCAAAACCAGGUCAACAUAAUCCACAAGUAACCAUUUAUGUUGUUAAUCUUCAUUCACAAUCCGAAAAUAUUCAUACGAUACGUAUUGAACCACCAUCAAAGAAAUUAUUCAACGAACGUGAUUUUUAUAUUUCUCGUGUGAUUUGGUAUGAUGAUGAACGUUUGUUGAUUGUAUGGACAAAACGUAAUCAACAACGUUCAUUACUUACAAUUUGUGAUAGUAAUUAUCAAUGGAAAUGUCAAGAGCUUUAUGAUUUAAAAUCGAAAACUGGUUGGGUGGAUGGUUUUGAAGAUGGUCUAUUGAGCGCCGCAUUCGUUGAUCAAGUUAUUAUUCGUAUUCCCAAAUUUGGUAGUAAAAUUCGUGGUGAUUUUUAUCAUAUUGCUGCCAUCAAUAUUAAAGAUAAAUCGAUCAAUUUUCUUACACAUGGUGAUUAUGAUGUUAUCAAACUGAUUCAUUAUUCGCCCAUCACCAAUGAAGUGUAUUAUGCAUCAACAUUAAGCAAUCAUCCUGAAGUACAGCAUAUAAUGAAAACAACAUUAACUAUAAAAUCUGAUACUGUUUGUCUAACCUGUUAUCUUGGUAAUAGUUGUCGUAAUAAUGAAGCACAUUUCAAUGAAUUAGGUACAUAUUAUAUACUUGAAUGUAAAGGUUAUGAAAUACCACGUGUUGAACUUCGUAAUGCACAAACAAAUGAAUUGAUUGAAAUAUUUGAAGAGAAUCGUAAAUUGUUUAGAUUUUUACAAACAAAAUUUAUACCUAGAUAUGAAAAAAUUUAUGUUAAAUUAGCCGAUAAUUAUGAUGCUAUUGUUGAAUUUAUAUUACCACAUGAUUUUAAUGAAGAACGAAGAUAUCCAAUGGUAAUUGAAUUGUAUGGUGCACCUGGUACACAGAUGAUCAAAGAUAAAUAUGAAAUGAAUCAUUGGAGUUCAUAUCUAACAAGUAAACAUCAAUAUAUUUAUGCUAAAAUUGAUUGUCGUGGUACGGCUAAUCAAGGUUUACGACAUAUGCAUCAAUUGUAUCGAAAUGUUGGACGUAUCGAAGUUGAUGAUUUAAUCAAUGUUGUUUGGUUCUUGAAAAAUAAUCUUACCUAUGUUGAUCCUGAUCGUAUUGCUCUUUGGGGUUGGAGCUAUGGUGGUUAUUAUUCAUUGAUGUCAUUGAUUAAACAAUUUGAUCAUCGAUUAUUUUCAUGUGCCAUUGCUGUAGCUCCUGUUUCUAAUUGGAUGUUUUAUGAUUCUGCAUACACUGAAAAAUAUUUUGGAAUACCAAAUAAUGAUGAUAUAGCCAGUAUUCAACCAUAUCAAAAUGCCAAUCUAUUAGAUUUAGUUGGUGGUUUGAGAAAUCGUAAAUUUCUAUUGAUAUAUGGAACAGGUGAUGAUAAUGUACAUGAUCAACAUACAUUAAUGUUAAUAAAACAAUUAAUACAAUCGAAUAUUGAUUAUGAUGUACAAAUCUAUCCGGAUGAUAAUCAUUUUCUAUCACGAUCAAAUCAACAUCUUUAUACUCGAAUGACAAAAUUUUUACAGGAAAAAUGUUUUGGCUAUUCGCAUCAAUUAUAAUUUAUUAAU
Molecule: messenger RNA, 2932 nt
Organism: Dermatophagoides pteronyssinus (European house dust mite)
Lineage: Eukaryota; Metazoa; Arthropoda; Arachnida; Sarcoptiformes; Pyroglyphidae
Product: prolyl endopeptidase FAP-like
Biological process (GO): proteolysis
Cellular component (GO): plasma membrane
Molecular function (GO): serine-type peptidase activity; dipeptidyl-peptidase activity
Source: RefSeq, a predicted model, not a curated record